UGUUGUAAGAGACAGAGAAGCAGAAAUGGAGAGAUCAUAAAUAAGUUGUUAUAUGUUUUUUACUUUACAUGUUGGUUAUGGAGCCCCAACAGCGGGCGGACGUUCCUGAUCACGUGCAUUACAUCAUCGCCUUCAUCAUCCUCAUCAUCGGCACUUUGGGGGUCACGGGCAACACGCUGGUUAUGUUCGCCUUCUACAGUAAUAAAAAGUUGCGGAGCCUGCCAAAUUAUUUCAUAAUGAACCUGGCGCUCAGUGAUUUCCUGAUGGCUAUAACACAAUCUCCAAUGUUCUUCAUCAACAGCCUUUAUAAGGAGUGGAUAUUUGGAGAACUGGGAUGUAAAAUAUAUGCAUUUUGUGGUGCUCUGUUUGGUAUCACCUCCAUGAUAAACCUGUUGGCCAUCUCUAUUGAUCGCUAUCUGGUCAUCACCAAACCGCUGCAAACAAUCCAGAGGAACUCCAAACGCAGAAUCUCGAUGGCCAUCAUUUCUAUCUGGCUCUACUCGCUGGCCUGGAGUCUCACACCUCUGAUUGGCUGGAGUUCCUACAUCCCUGAAGGUUUGAUGACAUCAUGCACCUGGGAUUAUGUGUCCCCCUCUCCAGCCAACAGAAGUUACACCAUGAUGCUGUGCUGUUUCGUCUUCUUCAUACCAUUGGCCAUUAUCCUUUAUUGUUACCUGUUCAUGUUCCUCUCCGUCCGAAAGGCUGGCAGGGAUCUGGAAAGGUUGUCUCAGAAGUCUGGUUUUGGGAAGCAGCAAUCCAUGAGGAGUGAGUGGAAACUGGCAAAAAUAGCCGCUGUGGUGAUAGUGGUGUAUGUUUUGUCCUGGUCGCCGUAUGCGUGCGUCACCCUCGUAGCCUGGGCGGGGUAUGCAAACAUCCUCACGCCGUACUCUAAAACUCUGCCAGCGAUCAUCGCCAAAUCAUCCACCAUCUACAACCCUUUUAUAUAUGCUAUAGUUCACAACAAAUACCGAGCUACGUUAGCUGAGAAGGUUCCAGGUUUAUCCUGUCUAUCUCGCGUUCAGAAGAAAGACGGUCUCACUUCCUCCACUUACAGCGACACUUCAGUUCAAGACAGCAACUUUAGCAGACAGCCAUCUGUCUACACCAAGAAACUUCACACCACCACCGACAACUCCUGUAAUAUGAUGUUGGACAACAGUCAUUGUGUAUGUUUGUGACACAAGUUUAAGUUGUGCACGUUUAAACCCAGGAUGGAUCUGCACCUGAGUCUUUUGCUAUUAGGGAAGUCAGAUACAAUGCCCAUAGGUGCCUAAAUAAAUACAGUGAAUGCACUGUAAGUCGCUUUGAAUAGAAGUUUCUGUCAAAUGCUUACAAAAAAAAAUAUCAGACUGUGAUGACUGAUGUCAGUGUUGGCAAAGAUUCAGAGAUUUUAUAAAGUUUAUUAUUUCCAACUUCAUCACAUGACCAGCUGAAUCUUUUUUAAAUAUCUCAGUAAAACAAAACAUUUCUUUGUGUACAUACUCACACAAAAAGAGUUUGUCUUGACUUGUGGAUGCCUGAUUAUACUGUAGAUGUUAUAAAUAUGAUGUGUCUGAGAUUUCAGGUAAUACGAGAGCUGUACCUGAUGGAAAAAAGGUCAAACAUAUCAAAAGCAUCAUUUAUAAGCGCCGUAAACAGAGAAACAUCAUAAAAUGUUCCUCACUACAAAU
Paramisgurnus dabryanus is the source of this 1670-nucleotide messenger RNA. It is a transcript of the gene opn4xb, whose product is annotated as opsin 4xb. Gene Ontology annotation, biological process: visual perception; G protein-coupled receptor signaling pathway. Gene Ontology annotation, cellular component: membrane. Gene Ontology annotation, molecular function: G protein-coupled receptor activity. Lineage: Eukaryota; Metazoa; Chordata; Actinopteri; Cypriniformes; Cobitidae. The record is from RefSeq and is a predicted model, not a curated record.